Molecule: messenger RNA, 1752 nt
Organism: Zonotrichia leucophrys gambelii
Lineage: Eukaryota; Metazoa; Chordata; Aves; Passeriformes; Passerellidae
Product: zinc finger protein 239-like
Exons: 2
Coding region: 275-1135 (286 amino acids)
Biological process (GO): embryo development; regulation of transcription by RNA polymerase II; urogenital system development
Cellular component (GO): nucleus
Molecular function (GO): DNA-binding transcription factor activity, RNA polymerase II-specific; RNA polymerase II transcription regulatory region sequence-specific DNA binding
Source: RefSeq, a predicted model, not a curated record
UCUUGCCUGUCUUCGUCUUUAACCCUGUCCCCCUCUCUACCCCUCUCUUCUCUCGGGCCUGUUCCGAGCUGUGCCUGGCAGCUCCAAGCAGGGCCCUGCACCCAGGCCCUUUGCAAUAAACCGCAAGUUCCACGCCCUGGCUGCAGAGCUCUCUCGUCUCCGUCCGUCCCGACCGUCCUACCCCCCGACACUCCUACAAACGCUCUCAUCCCUUGUUUUCCCCAAACCAGGAUUUCCCAUUGCCAAGGCCUAGGAGGCUGCGAGGAAGAGGAAGAUGCCCCGGGACACUGAGGCAGAGCAGGAGCUGAGCAUGGAGAGCAGGGAGGACAAAUGCCCGCGGCAGAACCUGGUGGAAGAGGCCGUUUUGAGCGGCUCCACGGCGCAGGAAGCCAACGGGGAGGAAAAGCCCCGGAGAUGCUGCACGAGGAGGGGCUGCCAACGCAGCCGGCGGGGAUCUGAGGGGGAAGGAGCCAGCCUGGGCCGGGAAGGCGGCCAGAGACGGAGCCAGAGCUCAGAGCUGGUGCUCCAUGAGCAGCUCCAUGGUGGGGAGAAGCCACACACGUGCGAGGAGUGUGGGAAGAGCUUCAGGUGGAACUCUGAACUGAUCAAGCACCAGAGGAUCCACACUGGGGAGAAGCCCUACGAAUGUGGGGAGUGUGGGAAGAGCUUCAGCCGGAGUUCCAUCCUGAUUGUGCACCAGAGGAUCCACACUGGGGAGAAGCCUUACGAGUGUGGGGAGUGUGGGAAGAGCUUCACAGAGAGCUCCAGCCUGAUUGUGCAUCAGAGGAUCCACACUGGGGAGAGGCCGUACAAGUGUUCCGAGUGUGGGAUGUGCUUCAGCCAGAGCUCCAACCUGAUCAUGCACCAGAGGACCCACACUACUGAGAGGCCCCAUGAGUGUUCCAAGUGUGGGAAGAGGUUUAAGACCAGCUUCAUUCUUCUCCGGCACUAUCGGAUUCACACAGAGGAGAGGCCCUUCCAGUGCCCCGACUGCGGGAAGGGGUUCAAGCAGAAUUCCACCCUCGUCAAGCACCGGCGCAUCCACUCUGGAGAGAGGCCCUACGAGUGUCCCCAGUGUGGGAAGAGCUUCUCACAGAGCUCUAACUUGAUCCGACACCAACGGAGGCACCGGUAAGGGAAGCCCUGCGAGUGCCCCAAGUGCGGGCAGAGCUUCGUGCGCUGCUCCAGCUCCAUCCCCCACUGGAGGAGGCACUUUGGGCACAGCCCUGGUUGUUGUAGUGUGUUUUAAGUUUCUCAGUUUGCUCCCCCAUUUUAUGUACUGUACCCUCCUUUGUUCUUUGUAAAUGGUUCCUCUCCCUCCAGUUUUUCCCGCCACUGCCUCCUUGCCAGUUAAGUUGCUUAGUUACCAUGCUAUUUUUAGUUGCUAAUGUUACAGUUUGUAGAACCUCUCCUCCCUCAUCCCACCUUAUAAGUGGAUGUUUUCUCCUCCCUGGGCACAGUCAAUCACCCCCCACUCCUCCCAGGUUUCGAGAACCUUCUCCUCUCUGGGGGUUGUGGUUGGCUGUGGUCCCGGGGCCCCUCCUUUACUUUGUAUUCGUCUGUUCCUGGUGUAUGUCAGUUAUGUUCAGUACCUCCCUUUGAGUUUCCCCAUUGGAUAACUGAGCUCCCCUCCUCUCUCCUCCCCUUCCCUAUAAAACCUUGUCGCUCCCCCUGUUCGGGGCCAUUUUGCUGGUUGGUGCCCCUCCUUGUUGGUGCCUCCGGAUCACCCAAUAAACCGACUGUUCACCCCCA